GCGCUGCCUGCCUGACCUUGACAAGUUUGGGACCCUUCGCAGAAGAGCAUGCCUCCACCAUCGCCGCCAAACUCGAGCAGGAUGGGACUCGCCUCGCCGCAGCGCAGGCCCUGGAACGCCUGCCCGGCGGAGUGCUGCAGCCCUACUUGAAGGACCUGGUGUCCAAGGCCCUGUGCGACGGGGACCCAGAGACCCGCCAAGCGGCAGUGGCUGCCAUCGCAAAAGCAGAUCCAGACCGUGUGGUCAGCGACUGCUCAGGAGAGCUGGUGAAGUUGCUCUCGCACCAGCAUGCAGGGGUCCGAGCCUGCACGGCACUGGUCUUUCGCAACCUCAAGGAGAAGGGACUCUUCGGUGCUUCAGAAGUGGCGAAGCUUCUGGAGGACACAGCGGAGGACCUAUCUUGGCUGCCUCUACACAUGG
Messenger RNA from Symbiodinium necroappetens, 420 nucleotides. The record is from the annotation of a GenBank genome assembly. NCBI's taxonomy places the organism in Eukaryota, Dinophyceae, Suessiales, Symbiodiniaceae.